UAAUCCAAUUUGUCGAGUAAAUUACAUUAUGAGUGCCGUAGACUUCCAGCCCGUCCCGACCAGGGAUAUGCAUGAAAAUUUUUUACGAGCGGUCGUGGAAAUCCUCUUUGAAAACGUAGUUUUUGCCUCGAAUCAAACCAAAGUGGUGCUGUGGCAGCCGCCGCAAAAGCUCGAACAGUGUUUUGAUUUUUCUCUAGGGCAAAAUGGCGUGACUCAAGAGAAAUUGCUCGUGUUCUUGAAAAAUACGAUCAAAUUCAGCGUGAAAACUGGCCACAGAUACUUCAUCAACCAGCUGUUUUCGGGGUUGGACCCCUACGGCCUGGCAGGACAAUGGUUGACGGACGCGCUGAAUGCCAGCGUGUACACUUACGAAGUGGCUCCAGUUUUUACCCUCAUGGAGACACAUAUCAUAGGAGAAGUUUGUCGAAUGGUCGGACCACAGUGGGGCGACGGCAUGUUUUGUCCAGGAGGGUCUACCGCUAAUGGCACUGCCAUCAACUUGGCCAGAUUCCGCUAUUGUCCCGAUAUUAAGAAGUCGGGAAGUUGUGGUCUGUCACGAUUCGUAUUAUUCACCUCCGAGGAGUGCCAUUACUCCAUCCACAAGUUCGCUUCCUUUAUCGGAAUAGGGGAAGAUAACGUCAUCCUGAUAUCGACAGAUAGUAUCGGACAGAUCGUCCCUGAAGAUCUCGACGAAAAAAUUAAAAAGGAACUAGCUGAAGGCGCGAUUCCACUCGCUGUAAUUGCUACAUUAGGUACGACCGUGCGAGGGGCCUUCGACCCAAUAUGCGAGAUUGCCGAAAUUUGCAAAAAGUACAACAUAUGGCUACACAUCGAUGCGGCCUGGGGCGGCGGUUUAAUUUUCUCGCAAAAACAUAGAGCAAAACUUAAUGGGAUAGAAAGGGCGGACUCCAUAGUCAUUAACCCACAUAAACUUUUGGCGGUACCUCAACAAUGCUCGAUACUUUUAGUGAAAAACAGAGAUAUAUUGUACGAGUGUCAUUCGAAACAUGCUGAGUAUCUCUUUCAAAAAGAUAAAUAUUACGAUAAAUCCUAUGACUUGGGAGAUAAAUAUCUGCAAUGUGGGCGGAAAUGCGAUGUCUUCAAAUUCUGGUUCAUGUGGAAAGCCAAAGGCUCUUCCGGGUUCGCAAAUCAUAUCGACACUUUAAUGGACUUGGCUGAAUAUUUUGAAGGACAAAUUCGUGAAAGACCCGAAUUUAUGCUGGUCUCGCCACGCCAGUAUAUGAAUGUUUGCUUCUGGUAUUUGCCCAGAUAUUUGCAAGGAAAGCAAAACAUUCUGGAUUACAGUGCCCAACUUCACAAGGUGGCACCACAGAUUAAAGCAAUGAUGAUAAAACAUGGAUCUGUAAUGAUGGGGUACCAGCCUUUAAAAAAACUACCCAAUUUCUUCCGUUUUGUUUCUCAAAACUCAUCGGUUACAAAAAAGGACGUUACGUACAUUCUCGAUCUAAUUUCAGAAAUCGGAACUGCUAUUUACAAGUAACUGUAGAGCUCCAACCAAGUGUCUUAAAAUUUAGCUAGUGGCUACGAGAUGGCAGACUCAACUAAAAUAUAUAUUGUCAAAUAUAUUAUAUGAGACGUGGACACCGUGGAAAUAAAGUGCAUCUAUACCACAGAUUAAUCUGUGUCUAUACUCGUA
Tribolium castaneum (red flour beetle) is the source of this 1657-nucleotide messenger RNA. Its product is annotated as cysteine sulfinic acid decarboxylase. Gene Ontology annotation, molecular function: pyridoxal phosphate binding; carboxy-lyase activity. Lineage: Eukaryota; Metazoa; Arthropoda; Insecta; Coleoptera; Tenebrionidae. Gene Ontology annotation, biological process: carboxylic acid metabolic process. The coding region runs from base 29 to 1501 and encodes 490 amino acids. The record is from RefSeq and is a predicted model, not a curated record. Gene Ontology annotation, cellular component: cytoplasm. The transcript is spliced from 6 exons.